Lactuca sativa (garden lettuce) is the source of this 1067-nucleotide messenger RNA. RefSeq lists its product as uncharacterized. NCBI's taxonomy places the organism in Eukaryota, Viridiplantae, Streptophyta, Magnoliopsida, Asterales, Asteraceae. Gene Ontology annotation, molecular function: zinc ion binding. The record is from RefSeq and is a predicted model, not a curated record.
UACAUACUGCAGUUGAGCAAAUUUUUCCUAAUGCUGAGCAUAGAUAUUGUAUCAGACAUAUUCAUGACAAUAUGAGGAAAAGAUGGAGGCAAACAGAGUACAGGGACCACUUAUGGAGGUGUGCAUCAGCUACCACCAUUCUUGAGUUUGAACAUUUGAUGAAGGAGUUUAGUCAGUAUGAUAAGGAGGCAUGUGAAUGGUUGAAGCAAAUUCCUCCUAAACAUUGGGCAAGGAGUCAUUUUUCAGGAAGAGCAGUUUCUGAUGUGUUGAUAUCAAACAUGUGUGAAGUGUUUAAUGGGAAGAUAGAGAAAGGAAGGGAUAAACCUGUCAUUGGAUGUUUAGAAUUCAUAAGGGAGUAUCUAAUGAAGAGGAUAUGCAAUGUCAUGAAGGAAAUGAAAAAGGCUAAAGGUCCACUAACACCCACAGCAACAGACAUCCUAACUGCAAGAAAAACAGUUGCUUCACAAUACAUUGCUAGGUGGAAUGGGGGAGACAAGUAUCAAGUCACAGGAGCUUUGCAGGAUCAACAUGUGGUUGAUGUUAGGAACAAAACAUGCACUUGCAGAAAAUGGGAAUUAAUUGGAAUUCCAUGCAGACAUGCAAUUGCAACUCUGAAUGAGAUGAGUAAAGACCCAGAGGCUGACCUUGACAUUUACAAAUGGGUUCACAAGGUGUAUUUUCUAGAGACAUGGAAAAAGGCUUAUUCUUUUAAGGUGGAGCCAAUUAAGGGUAGAUCCAUGUGGCCCAAAAGUGAAUGUCCCACAAAGCUAAUCCCUCCUCCACAUCGCACUCAGGUGGGAAGGCCUAAGAAAAAGAGAAGACAAAGUGAGGGUGAAAGGUUAAGCAAAAAGCAGAAGGCAAGUCAAGGUGAUGGAGUGAAUGCUGCACAAGAAGGAGGUUCCCAAAAACCAACAAAUGAUGGAGUGCAGAAGCUAUCAAGGAAGCAUAUCAGUGUUACUUGUAGCAAAUGCAAGAACAAGGGACACAACUCUAGGACCUGUAAAGGGCAAGGUGGGAAUCAAUCCAAGAAGUAAUGUGUCAUGCAUGCAUGGAGUUUUUUGUGAUUU